This is a messenger RNA of Naegleria lovaniensis, 3213 nucleotides long. RefSeq lists its product as uncharacterized. Bases 1 to 3213 code for a protein of 1070 amino acids. NCBI's taxonomy places the organism in Eukaryota, Heterolobosea, Eutetramitea, Acrasida, Naegleriidae. The record is from RefSeq and is a predicted model, not a curated record. The transcript is spliced from 2 exons. Gene Ontology annotation, biological process: motor neuron axon guidance.
AUGGAGUUAUCAUCCAAACAAUUACUCAACUCUUUGUUUUCGCUUAUACUCAUAGCGUCGUUUGUUGUUGCGAAUCCAAAGUACCAGAUCAAUCUCUUUGCUGGAGUAUGUUCAGAUACAAGUUGCACUGGAGGUUACAACACGGCAAAUGGACCAGCCACAAGUACACAAAUCAAUGGUCCUUGUGGUAUGGCUAUUACUUCUGAUGGUACUCUUUAUUGGGCAGAUUACAAGAAUCACGUUGUUCGAAAAGUGGUCAAUGGAUACAUUUCUACCAUUGCUGGUGUUAUAGGCACAGCCGGUGAUGGGACCAGUUCUGUACCAACCUCUUGUCAGUUGAAUGUACCUCAAGACGUUUUUGUUGAUUCCAGUAGUGGAGCUGUGUAUAUAGUGGACAAUGGUAAUCAUAAAAUUAGAGUGGUUUACCCAGAUCAUACGAUCGCAACCAUUGCUGGGACUGGAGUUUCAGGAUUUUCAGGCGACGGAGGUUUAGCUGUGAACGCCCAAUUAUCAAGUCCUCGUGGUAUUUAUGUGUUCAAUUCAAAGAUUUAUAUUGCUGACCAUGGCAAUCAAAGAAUUCGUAUGAUUGACAACGGUACCAUACAAACCAUUGCUGGUAACGGUCAAGUGGGUUCUGCAGGCGAUGGUGGACCUGCAACACUAGCUUCAUUGUGUUACCCGACAAGUGUAAGAGUUGCACCUUCAGGAAAUGUUUACAUUUCUUAUUUCGAUCAUCAAGUCAAUGCAAUAAGAAAAGUUGACACAAACGGCAUCAUUUCCACAGUCAUUCAAUCUCCUUCAAAAAUGGUUGGUCAAAACUUUUGGGUCAUGGAUGAUGAAAGAAAGAUCAUCAUACCCAAUUGGUACCAAAACACAAUUUCCAUUUUUACGUAUCCUGAAGCGGUGCAAACCAUUAUAGCUGGUAUUACAAAUUCUUCAGGUUAUUCUGGAGAUGGAGGUGAUAGUUUGGAAGCAAAGCUUUUUUGGCCUUAUGGCGCUGUUGUUGAUAACAAUGGAAGGAUUUACAUUUCUGACAAUUUCAACAAUGCCAUUAGAACUCUUACUCCCAAUUGUAAUUCCGGACAAGUCUACAACACCACUGAAUUGAAUUGUCUUGACGUUUGCUUUGGAGUCGCUUCAAAUUUGCCAAAUGUUUGCAGUGGUCAUGGUACUUGCGAUGCUCCAGAUGUGUGUCGAUGUCAACCUGGUUGGGGUGGUUUCAAUUGUUCCAUGCCCACAUGUUUUGGAAUGUUACAAAAUUCAUCGAGUGUGUGCAGUGGACAUGGUACUUGCGAUGCUCCAGACAUAUGUCGAUGUCAGUAUGGUUGGGGUGGAUCCAACUGUGAAUUACCAAAGUGUUUUGGAAUUUUACAAAAUUCAUCCAAUGUUUGUAAUGGUCAUGGAUCAUGCUACAGUGUUGACACGUGUGCAUGUGACUCUCAUUGGGGUGGAGGAAUGUGUUCCUUACCAAAAUGUUUUGGAUUUUUACAAGGUAACUCCUCUGUUUGCAAUGGACAUGGUACCUGUGACGGUCCAAAUAUUUGUAGAUGCAGCGCUGGUUGGUAUGGUUCGAAUUGUUCCAUUCCAAGUUGUUUCUCCAAAUUAGCCAAUGAAACUACAACUGUAUGUAGUGGUCAUGGCUCGUGUUCAUCUCCAGAUAAUUGUUCAUGUCAAGUUGGAUAUAUGGGCUCUCAAUGUGAAAUUGAAAUCAAUCAUCCACAACCAGUCCCCAAUGAAUCUUGUUGGAAUUCCAAUUCAGAAAUAGGAGCUCCAAAACCUCUCAUUUCCUCACAAAUCAUUGAAGAUGGUAUUCAGUUUUCAUUGAACUUUUCAGUAGAUCCCAACGUGAAAUUCACUCAUGAAAUGUUGAUUGGAGAAAAUUCUUCCUUCCAUGCAGAGACUUGUCGUUUGACUGGUGGUCAAAAAGUGAAUUUGACAUUGACCAAUUCCACGACUAGUUCAUGUUUCAAUGUGUAUACUUCUACAAGAUUCACACUCGACGAGUUGAUGAGUAAUUCCAAUGUGAAAAAGGAAUUAUUGGGUGAGUGGGUGAAAUUGACCAUUCCUAUUGCACUCUUUUAUUUCGAUGAAAUGGGAAUUGAUAAUGGAGGAUUUUGUCGUGCGUAUCAAUUCACUACCAAUCAGAUCAUGUAUGUGAAACUCUCUUCGACUGUCUUUUCAUUUUUCGAUGAAUUCACUCCAUUACUACCCUAUUCUGUGAAUUUAUAUCCACAAGAAUUUUCCACUCAUCCAACCUCAGGAGUGCUUCAAAUUCAAAUGAUCUUACGAGCAGGAAAUGUCACCCUUCAGUCAUUUACCUUUUACAACACGACCAAUUCCAAUUAUUAUUUCCAAGUGAGUGAGAGUUCAUUCAUGUAUCAAAACGGUCCGUAUGCUUUUUAUCAAAUUCGAAUCCAAUCCAAUGUCAAGGUGAAUGAUUUCAGAGCUCUUUCCUAUUUUAGAGCCAUUUUCAAGAGAGAUGGUUUCAUGGAUGAUCUCGUUCAAGACAUUCCACUCAAAAUUGAUUAUUCCAUUGUCGACGGUCCUUCCGAUAAGAAUUUUACAUUACAAGCUUCCAUGUAUUUGGCAUCGAAUGAUUGGACUCCCAAAUCAAAAUUCAAAUCUGGUGAAAAAGUCUAUGCACAAGUUCAAACUUCCUCUUCUUUGGGAAAUAAUCAUCUCAUUGUGAAUGAUGCUUAUUUGUGUUGUUUCAAAUCGUUCACACCAAGUAUUUCAUAUAAUCCUUCUCAAGGAGAAUAUGGAUGUUCUCAAUUCCAUUCAGAAACGAUGGAUGUGUGGAAAACCAUCAUUUCCAAUCAAGUUGCCAAUUCAGAAUUAGAAACAACUCUGUAUCCAUAUUAUGGAUCCAAGACUUUGUAUGGAUUUUCAUUCACACUCAUUCCAUCCAUGUUCCCUCAAAAGUAUUCCAAUGCUUCGACUUCGUGUUUUGUUCAAUCGAAUGUGGGACUCACUCCCUUGUCAAGAUCAUCCUCAGCAGUGAUUAUGGCACUCAAUGGAGAGUCGACGAGUGGUUCAAAUUCUGCAAGUAGUUUGUUUGUGGUUCAAGUGUUGCCUGGAACAACAGGAGCGGCAAGUCAUUCAAGAGUUUCUGGAGUGUCUUCCAACCAACGAGUGGGACUUUUCAUGAUGGUGUUUAUGAUUAGUUGUGUUUGUGUAUUCCAAGCACUUGUUCAGCUCAUGAUGGGAGUAUAA